CUUUUUUAUAUAGAGAAAAUAUUAAAUUUGUUUACUUAAUUUCAAUUUGUUAAAAUUGUUUAUUUUUAUUAUUUAUUUAAUUAAAAAUGUCCAAUUUCGAUUAUCUUUCUUAUAAAGGUAAUGCGAUUUUCCGCAAUCAACCUAAUCACUCAUAUUUCGAUAAGCCAUUCGAAGACGAACAAGAUUGUUUAUUUCAAACACUCCAUGAAAUAGAUCCACAUUUCUUGACACCUGAAGAAAAGGCACAAACUCUUAAGAUUACAUGUGUGACGGUAAUAGAUCCACGCACCCAGAAACCUAUAAACCAGCUGUGUUAUGAUCAUACGCAAGAAGAAAAAACACAAAAAUUCAAUUCACCUAAAAGAUCAAUGAUGACGGAAAAACAACAUGAAUUGGGAGUAAAAGUAUUAAACGCUCUACAACAGUGUUUGGAAGUGGACGAGGAGAACAUGUUUAACUGGUAUAGAUUACAAAAAAUACGAGUUAAUGAAAAGGAAUAUUUUCAAAGGUAUGUUUUUGAAUUAAGUCAAGUUAACAAGGAACAAAUGUAUGCUCCUUGUCGUAAAUUACUAGAAUUAUAUCAAAAAUGGUAUAAACAAAAAGUAAUUAAACUUAUAAAGAAAUAUCCAGCAGAAUCCUAUAAUACCCAUUUGGGUUUACCUCAAGUGAGACAGUGUAAAAAUGUUUUAAGUGAUGAACAAGCAGAAAUAACACAACCAGAAAUUGUUACUAAACUUGGAGCAGAAUGUCUUUGGCAGGAUGAUACAAAACAGGAAAUAAAAAAGUUAAAACAUUCUAUUAGUUCAUAUGAGGAAAUUUAUAUAAAUUCCGAAGAUUUAAAAGAAUCUUUGGAAGAACAAUUAAAAACUCAAUUUGAAAAGUUGCUGGAAGAUGAAAUGGAGGAAAAAUCUAUAUUUUAUAUACCUUUGGAAUCUUUAUUAUUUUUGUUGACAGCAGGUGAUUAUGUAGAUAUGCCCAUGGAAAUGUUAUUAAAUAUUAAAGAAACUGAAAAUUUAGAGGGUAUUACAAAAAGGUAUUUAAUAAUGGAGCAACCCUUGCCCCCAAGGCAGGCUGGUUGGCAUACUUAUCAACAAGUAGUGGAACAAGCUAUUAAAGGCAUGUUGUCCGUUAAACAAUUAAAUACCCAAGAAAAAGAAAACUUACACACUGAGAUGGGUGUAGACAACUCACCUGAAUAUAAAAUUUCUACCAUAGAAGAAUUUAUGCAAAAAACCACAACAAAAGUUAAUAAACUUUGUAAAUUUUCAAAAGUUUUAACCAAAUGGCAAUUGGGUACAUUGGAAGAUAAUGCACCGUUGAAAAUAUUUACCUCAAUAGAAUCUUUUGUCGAAAAUAAAGAUGUGUCUAUAAAACUAGAAUUUAAAGCGAAAUUUGGUUGUGAAAUCUUUACAAAAUAUGAUUUACUUAAAGAAUGGUUUAAACUUAAACUUUUACAAAAAACAAAAACCCACUGCUUACGUUUGGACACAACUAAUUAUCAAGCAUUGCUGGAAGAAACUUUAAGUAUUAGAAAAUUGGAAGAGUAUUUAUUAGUUUAUCACAUAAAUUGCCAACAAUUGUUAAACAAUCUAUAUGAAUUUCUAAAAAUGUUGUACAACAUGCCUUUGGGUCAUUAUAUGUUGCGUUAUAAUCCCAAAUUUAAGGACAAACUAAUGCUGUGUAAACCCUCUCAAGAAAUUGCACAGAACACUAUAAAUCUACACCAACUGCUGCAGACGGAUGUGACGGAUUUACAAUUUAUGACAGAUCAGAAUUUCUUGUUAAUAAAUGAAAAUCUUUGUAGUUUAAUGCAUUUACAACAUGGUAUAUUACCGGCAGCAUUCUGUCCUCGUACACAACCUAAGAAAGUUAUGAGUAGCGGACAUCUCUCAAAGCAGAAAACAGCAGUAAAACAACCAGUCAAAGAAAUAAAGAAACCUGCAAAGAAUAAAACCCAAAUGAAAAGAGCUAGAAGAAGACAGCGUCUCUAUGAGGAAAUAAAAACAAAAAAAGAUGAAAUGAAAGAAUUAAUGCAGGAAAUGGAAUUGGAUCGUAAAAUGUUAAAUAUGUAAUUAAGAAUAUGCAUGUGAAGAAGAUAUUUUAAUAAGAAAGAAAAAUUUUAAUAAAAA
Lucilia cuprina (Australian sheep blowfly) is the source of this 2129-nucleotide messenger RNA. It is a transcript of the gene Ice2, whose product is annotated as little elongation complex subunit 2. The transcript has a single exon. NCBI's taxonomy places the organism in Eukaryota, Metazoa, Arthropoda, Insecta, Diptera, Calliphoridae. Gene Ontology annotation, cellular component: transcription elongation factor complex. Bases 87 to 2072 code for a protein of 661 amino acids. Gene Ontology annotation, biological process: positive regulation of transcription by RNA polymerase III; snRNA transcription by RNA polymerase II; snRNA transcription by RNA polymerase III. The record is from RefSeq and is a predicted model, not a curated record.